AUUGUCAUCAACUUGCUAUUCUUCGUCUCCCCGUCCCACGUCAAUCCAUUGUCCAGCAGGGACAGUCGCAAUCAUCAUUGCGAUGCAAGAUAUCGGGGUAGAAAAUGUCUCUGCGUGGCCCUAUGAAGCGCUCGCACCUGAGGGAGGUGAGCGCGGCCAGUCUGGAGACUCUUGGCUCGCUGGAAGCAUCUCGCAGUACUGCUUCUCACGACAAUGAGAACAUACAGUCAACGCUGGACGAACCUACCAUUCGACUAUCUUUGAAUGGGUUGGAUCGACGUCAAUGUUCGCUCUGGGUCCAUGAUGAGACCUUCUCCCGAGAGGAGAUCCUGUUCAAUCAGGCUGCGUUUAGUGAUACCGGUGUGCAAGCCGGUGAUGUGAUUGAGAUCUUGCCGGUUUCGUCUUCUGGGGAGGCUUCUAAUAAAUCUGAUCAUGGGCCCAGGUCUAUGCGGGAUAGUCAUGUCGACUCAAGUUCGACCCUUCACUCGGAUGCCAAGUCUAAAUUCAAAACGCCUUUGCAGAGUCGAUGUCUAUUUGUGGUCAAACCGCUUCCGCAGGAGAUCAGAUCUCGUAUCCCAAAACUGGAGAUCUCAGUGACCAGCAGCGUUGCUAAUAUCUUUGGCUUCAAGAACCGAUCCCAGGUCCUGAUAUCUAUUGUGGAGCGUGCGCAAUGUUCUGCGUCUCAUGUGGAUAUCUCGUUUCGUGACCAGUUUUUGGUUCGGUCAGAUAUGUGGCGGCUGGUCAUGUCUGAAUUGGCGGAUAGAAUUGUUUACAAAGGUCAGAAGAUUUUGUUCGUGGGCCAUAUCAAGGCGACAGUGAAGAACAUCUUCAUCCGGGGCAAAAAGGUUCUCUCGGGAUAUUUCUCUCCACAUACCAUUCCAGUUUUCCGCAGUGAAUCUGCGAAAUAUGUUCUCUUUAUCCAGAUGUCGAGGGAAAUGUGGGACUUUGACUCUGAAGGUACAGGGGAUAUUCUUUUCAGCAGGGUAAUCAACGGGUUUCUGCCUGAGUUGUUCAAACGCUGGGUCAAUUCUGAUGCCAGGCAUUUGGUUACGAUAGUGCUAUUCACACGGGUUGAAUAUGAUGCGUCCGCAAGUGCAGGCCUGUCAACACUCACUUCCGAGAAUUUGAAAAGCAUUCCUACUCCGAAUAAUUCCCCAACAAGGGAUUUUUAUCGUGUGGUAGUCAACGACAUGGCAAGUGGUCACUGGACCACGAUUCUGGAUGAGUUAAAAAAGGAUUUCAGGACUUUCCUCCGCGAUGUUUCUAUUCUUAAAAGGGAUGAUACAGAGACACCCACCAUCAGUGGUUGCAAAACGACACCCAAACAUCACCCAGCAAUCAUCGCAGGGCGACCUAGCACCGCCCUCCGUGGCAAUAUAUUAGAAGCAAUCCACCUUGCCUCGUCCCAUUUAGCAUUUGAUCAUAUCGAUCGUGACAUGGUCCAUACAGGAACUUCGAUCAUCGUCAUAACACCAGGUAGUGGUGUUUUUGAAGUGUCAUAUGAAUCACUGGCUUCCACCACGGACGCCCUCGCAAAUCGAGGUAUAGCCAUCGAUUUGGUUUGCCUUAGUCCGAUGCCUCUUCACUCCGUACCUUUAUUCAAAUAUCGAGAACCCGUGCGAAGACCUUCAACUUCCACAUUUGCCGAAAUACCCAGUGGUGGUUGUUCACCUGAGAUGCGCCACUCAUUUGCAAGCUUCGCCAGUAGGACAGCUCAUCUCUCUCCCAGAUCAACCUAUGAUUCUUUUUCACGAUUGAACCAUGGGCAUCAAUUCCCACCACGGUCGAAGGAAUGGAAUUACGGCAUCCCCCAUUGGCUUGAUAUCUCCUAUUGGAAUCCUGAGACAUAUCGAGAGGCUCGAAGAAUCCUCAAGAAUGACCCCAAUGCGCCAAUCCCCUUCACCGUCACCAAACAAACCAAAGUCUUUGUGCCACGGGUUCGCAUGUACGAGAUCCAGAUGAUGGGGGUUAUGGAGAGCGAGCAGUCCAAUAUCUCCAUUCCUUACCUUUUAGAAGGCCAGGGUAUUUCUAGGGUGCCCAACCCUGGGUUUGGCCUAAGUCCAGCCAGCAUCACGCCCACAAAAUCUUCUUUUAGACAUAACUCGCCCUACAAACCCCAGUUGAGCGAUAGUUUACGGCCAGAGGCGUUUCUUCAGAACAUGACUAAUCCUAGGGAUAUGAUGGUGCCAGGUUCUAAGAAGACGCAAAAAUCCGUGCUUGCCUGGAUGGAUCAUUACGAUGACACAGUGUUUCAGCCGUUCCCCAAACGCCGGCAGUCACGAAAAUCCCCCAAAGCAAAGCGAAUCAGUGAUACUGAUGUUCCUGUUGCAAGCUCCGGUGCGCAUGACCGUCUUUCUGCAAGGUCUAUCUCUCGAUUAAGGGAGCACGAGACUAAUCCAAGCGAACGUGACCAUUCUGUUCGGGCGACUCCUCGAAGGAUUGACACAUCUCUCUCGACUCCCAAAAGCCCUGUCUCGACUAAAACUGUUUCGCCUAAAAAGCCUGCGUUAAAACCCCCAUCAGCGACACGAAGCUCGCGGAUAUCACGUACAAUCAGCUUUGCCCUUCGAGGGUUGAGCGCCACCCCACCUAGGGCUCAGGCGAGUACGGAGGUCAACGUAGAACAUGUCAAAGCAUUGCCAAUGUCAAACCAAAAGCCUUCCGUAGGGUCGUUGUCGGAUACCAAAAGCGUGGAGUCUUUGAGUCCUUCGGAGUCGACAUCAACGUCCACCAUUGUCGACCAGCCAUCAAGGCCACCCACACCCCAAAAGUCAGCCCAGAAACUCGCCAUUACCCCGACAAGGCCCAUAUCCAUCAAAGUACCACCGAAGAAAAAGCCUGAAGAUGCAGAUGAACCGGAACACCCAGAAAUUCCCGAAUCAUUCUCAACCACUGCCACAGAGAUUCCUUACAAUGGGGACGAUCACAAUGCAAACCAACCCAAGAAACCGGGGCCUAGGUUUGAAGUGACAGUUACCCCAGGCAUGCGCGAUUCAUCUGGGAAGAAUUCGCCCAGUAGAGCCUUAGCACCCUGGGUCCGCUCUAUCAAUCCCUGUAAUACUCCCAAAGCGGUGCUGCGUGAUACUAGUUGGUUCGGGCGCUGGCAGCAUGCAUAUCCAAGACCUCCUCAUGUUGCUGUGGUAAAAUGGAAGAGCUUGAAGUCCCCUGCCAUUCUGCCAUUGACAACCGAGGAAUUCCCAACGGCCAAUGAGCUCGGUUCUGAAUAUCUACAAACACCAUAUCGUGUUUUUCCAAACGAGGAUGCCGAGGGGAUUGAGGCACCAAAGACAAGAUGUGUACUUUUGCGAGAGAUGAUUUCCUCCCGUCUCUCCCACGGCUUUCAGAUUGUUGUUGGAAAAGAUGUGGCCGAGGCCUCGGGACACUAUGCCCUUGAGUCACUGAAUGUAUUCGAUACCCGUAGUCUUGAGCGUGAUGGUGCCACCAUUUUCCUCUCCAAGGGCAACGCAAUACAUCGAUUGAUUUGUGUCGAUGGCGGGGAAAUUGAAGUGACGCGAUUUAUGCAUCGAUCUUCUUCAACCUUGUCCUCUGGGAAGAACACCAACCCUUCUCUUUAUUCACCGGCUAUGCGAACAAUCUUGAGUCCUGAAUACGUGAUCAAGAACAUAGGGCUAGACUCGACAGCUGAGGAGUACAACUGGAACUACGCGGACAAUUACAUUGCCGGUCAUCGAGACUAUCUCUUCAACCCAGCUCAGCAGUUGCAUUUUUGGAGGGUUCGCUAUGUCUUGAUCCCAAUGCAGUUGCAUGUUAGCUCCCGGCGCCAUUUGCCGUCAUUCAAUGAAGACAAUGAAGAAGAAAUCCAUCUACUGGGGAUCAGUCAGUUGACACAUAUGUGGCAGCGACAUAAAUACAUCCCUCCAGAGGAGAAGAGAUUCGAAUCUUCCAAUCAAAAGAGAGACCAGAACCCCCUCAAUAUCAUGUAUCAAACCCGGAAUCAGUCCGAGGUUGUCGCGGCAGAAUUAGACCGAAUUUUGCUUACGGACCCUGGACUGGACAACCCGCCUGCCCAGCUGUUGCCGGAAUCCGAGCUACUUGAACGGUCUAGUAUAAUCCUAUCGUCAUUUGCACAGAUAAUCCAAGGGGAUAAGGGUGUGCGGAUGAUGGAUCGAAGGUGGCAUUGGCGAUUGCACUAUAACUGCUUUAUAGGGUUUGAAUUCACGACCUGGCUUCUGCAAAACUUCCGCGAUAUUGACAGUCGCGAGGAAGCAGUUGAUUUUGGAAAUGAGUUGAUGAGGCAUGGCCUAUUCCAACACGUCGAGAGGAGGCAUAACUUCCGGGAUGGAAACUACUUCUACCAGAUAUCUAGCGAAUAUCGGGUCUCUCGCCCCGAAUCCCGAGGUAGCUGGUUCCCUCCAAAACGGAUGGACAAGUCCGUUCCAUCAACGCCAGCAGGAGAAAUGCCUAGAGAUUCUCCCACAACCACGCAUUUCCGGAAUGACAGCCUCGAUAAUUCUUCCCAACUCCCGAGCACACCAUCAAAGGCGAAGAACAAAGUAGCCAUCAUGUUAUCCAAGACUAUGAGAUACGACGUGGAUCCUCGCAAACGAUCAAACAGACCAGAAGUCAUUGAUCUCCAUUAUGAUCGCUUACACAACCCCGAGAACUGCUUUCAUAUUGAGCUAAGCUGGAUGAAUACGACACCUAAAUUAAUUGAAGAUACCGUCGUGUCGUGGGCUUCGACGGCUGAAAAGUUUGGCCUCAAACUCGUGCAGGUUCCAAUCGCUGAGGCUUGUGCCAUUGACCAGACGCAGCCAUUCCGGAAACCCUACAGAAUCGCACUGAAAGUUCCGCCUCCCAAGGGGCCUAUUCCCACUCUUUUCAGCACGGCAUCAUUUGCGCAGCCUGGCGCACCAGAUAAUCUCUAUUAUCAAAAGGCCAUUCUACGAAAGUUUGACUUUGUUCUGGAUUUUGAAGCAAGAUCUGCUUUUCCUCCAGAUGUUGAAGUGUCAUACUCUUGGGGUAUACCCGACUAUAAAUACCCGCAGUAUAUCCAUCGAUCAGGUAGCCUUCUGGCCCAGAUUACUGACGAGGGUGACUUCUUGCUCCUUGCCAAUCGUCUGGUCAGUACCCGGGGUGCUGCUAGCCGGGACAUGCCUAGAUAUGAACGUAUGGAGCGGCCGGAGCAGUAUCGGGCGCGUGCAACGACCUAUGAUCCAUUGGACCGCGUUUCCCCUAGACUUUCGCCUCUCAGUCGUCCAGUACAUGAUAAUAGUAUCCCUGCCAGUCCCCAAGGGCAGCCAAGCAUUGAUGCUGCGAAUUUAUAUCGUGCCCCCGAGCAUAUCCUCAGCGGGAUGCAGGACUUCUGCAAUGAUGCAGCCCGACUUGCGCAAUUUUACAGCGAGUCACAUGCCCGUCCUGUCUCAACUAGAGUGGGACCGGCGCCCACGACAAUCAUGGACUCAUCGAUUCCAACCCUUGAGCUUCCCGCUAGUGUGGUCAGUCAUCACAUAUCGCCUCCGCCAACUCUACCAUCGAGAUUGUCACACGAUGGACCAUUGUCGCCUAUAGAUUCAAGAACUCGGCCACGGAAUGACAGCCUCAGCUAUAAGGGAAGCCCAAGAAGCGCCACUCUGCGACCUAUUGGUCUGAACUGAGUCUAGAUUAAUGAAUGAUGACACCCUUCACCUGUUUACGUUUGCUUGGUGUUGUGGAUUUGAUGAUGAAUAUUACGGAAAAGUUUGAGGAAUGAGAUUUGAACACGUUUGAUAUGAGCAUAGUAUCUACUCCUUGUGUAUACUAUUUGAUAUGAUAUAUUAAUUCCCCUGUCGUCCAUUUUUGAGUCAUCUCAAUCCCAUAACUUCAUAUUCUCUCUUGAAUUCUCAGAUGUUCUACCCUAGAGGUGGGAAACAAUACAAUCGUCAAGCCAUCAAUACGGCCAAGAUUGAACUAAUAUCAAUGUAACUAAAUAUAUGAUUCAACAAAAGCCAUUCUUACUGUAAUAAUUUGAAGCCUUUUUGAAAUGAUUGGUGGACAUAUUCAGAGCAUCAAAACGCGUCAAUUGGCGCGUAGAGAAAGACAUCCUCCUGCUCCCCUCACCCCUCCUCAACCUGUC
This is a messenger RNA of Aspergillus wentii DTO 134E9, 6073 nucleotides long. It is a transcript of the gene iml1, whose product is annotated as GTPase-activating protein IML1. Gene Ontology annotation, molecular function: GTPase activator activity. Gene Ontology annotation, cellular component: GATOR1 complex. The transcript has a single exon. The coding region runs from base 105 to 5615 and encodes 1836 amino acids. Lineage: Eukaryota; Fungi; Ascomycota; Eurotiomycetes; Eurotiales; Aspergillaceae. The record is from RefSeq and is a predicted model, not a curated record. Gene Ontology annotation, biological process: intracellular signal transduction; negative regulation of TORC1 signaling; positive regulation of autophagy.